Messenger RNA from Drosophila serrata, 1014 nucleotides. RefSeq lists its product as uncharacterized. Lineage: Eukaryota; Metazoa; Arthropoda; Insecta; Diptera; Drosophilidae. The record is from RefSeq and is a predicted model, not a curated record.
UUGCUUAGUUGGCGUUUAUUUUUCUGCCUAUUUUACUUUCCUGAUCCUGCUUUAAAGAGCGUUUCCCAAAUUAUAACAGUGUAUAAGUAGCAAGAACCAGCCGAAGCUGGUUUCCAAAUUAUGUUGCAACAUCCGAAAGCGCCGCAAAAGAGCCUGGCUGGUCCCACCUACGGAGUAACCAUCCUGAUGCUGAUCAUUGGUCAGAUGCAGGUCAUUGCCAUCGUUGAGUUCAAGAACUUGAACGAGAUGCUGGGGGCACGCUACGGUCUCAACCUGGUUCAGUUCUUUAUUAGCUUUAUGACCAUUCAGAUGUACGGAUUCUUCUACCGCAUUAUAGCAAGCAAGCCAACAUGGGUACGCCUCCUUGCUGGAGGCUGGACAUACGAAAUUAACACAAUUUCCAUUAUGAAGCCAACCAAACAUGCACCGUACCUGUGCCUCACAAUAUCUGCUGUGGUCACGAUCAUAUCGAUGGUGAUUAGCGUUGUCUACGGCUGCAUCUCAAUGCGUCACAAAAGGGGCCUCUUUAUCUCUCGGCACAAUGUGAUCCUGUGGAGUGAGCGUCUAUUUGUGCUAACAUGCUUUGGUAUCAUCCUCACCGUUGAGAUGCAGCGCGUCCUUAUUGAGCUUCCCAUUAUGGUUAUAUAUAUGCUUUUGUCGAAUGUGUUCGUGAUCAUCUUUGGCGCCUCUGUGCGGAGACCGCACUUCUAUCAUGAGGAUGCCCAAGGAGACUUUAUACUGAUCGGCCAGCUAUACUAUCUGAACUUCUUUGCCCUAUAUAUGAGCUAUCUGUGGACACUGGACUUGAUCUUGGAGUUGACCGAGUGGAAGGUUUCCAAUAAAGAAAUCAUUGCUCUAAUUAAGAAAGUCUUAAUGGACUUCGUAUAGGAAGCAGGCGUCAUGCUGGAUGAGCAGCGGUUUUUUAAAUACUUUGGCUAAACCAGUCAAUCCUUUAGAGGAUUCAAAUUCGUUGUGUGAAUAAUUUUCGAAAUACAUUAAACGGUUUUAUUCCUA